AUGGGCCCCCUCGAGAUCCUGUCCGCCAUCUUCGGCUGGGUCUACUUCCUCUGCUGGUCCGCGUCCUUCUACCCGCAGCCGGUGCUCAACUGGGGACGCGCCUCGACCUCGGGGACGACGGUCGACUUUCCCUUUCUCAACGUCAUCGGCUUCGCGGCGUACUUUGCCUCCAACGCAGCCUUCUACUACUCGCCCACGAUCCGCGCCCAGUACGCCGCGCGCCACAACGACCUCACGCCCACCGUCGCCUUCAACGACAUCGUCUUUGCCCUGCACGGCCUGAUCCUGAGCGUCAUCACCGCGAGCCAGUACCUCCUCGCCAAGUCGCUGUGGGGGUUCCCGCCCAGCGUGGGCGCCCGACCGAGCCGUCUCGCGCUGGGCAUCGGCAACGGGUGCGUCGUCGGCGUGCUCCUCACCGUUCUCAUCGUCGCGACGGCGCCCUACGACGACCACCCGGCUCGCGCUUGGUGCGCGCUCGACAUUGUCUACGCCGUGGGCUACGUCAAGCUCGUGGUCACGCUGGUCAAGUACGUGCCGCAGAUGCUGGCCAACUGGCGCAACAAGAGCACCCGCGGCUGGAGCAUCUGGCAGAUCCUGCUCGACUUCUCGGGCGGCGUCCUCAGUAUCGCCCAGCAGGGCAUCGACAGCUGGCUGCAGGGCGACUGGAGCGGCAUCACGGGCAACCCCGUCAAGUUUGCGCUGGGCAACGCGAGCAUGGUGUACGAUGUGAUCUUCAUGGUGCAGCACUAUGUGCUGUAUCCAGGUGGCAAGGCGGACCGCGACCAAGACGGGGACAGCAGGGGGGAGCAUCGGCGUCUGAUGGACGAGGAGAGGCGGAUAGUCUGA
This is a messenger RNA of Emericellopsis cladophorae, 846 nucleotides long. RefSeq names its product Cystinosin-like protein. Gene Ontology annotation, molecular function: L-cystine transmembrane transporter activity. Gene Ontology annotation, cellular component: fungal-type vacuole; vacuolar membrane. The record is from RefSeq and is a predicted model, not a curated record. Gene Ontology annotation, biological process: L-cystine transport. Lineage: Eukaryota; Fungi; Ascomycota; Sordariomycetes; Hypocreales; Bionectriaceae. The transcript is spliced from 2 exons. The coding region runs from base 1 to 846 and encodes 281 amino acids.